Molecule: messenger RNA, 1969 nt
Organism: Limulus polyphemus (Atlantic horseshoe crab)
Lineage: Eukaryota; Metazoa; Arthropoda; Merostomata; Xiphosura; Limulidae
Exons: 8
Coding region: 66-1145 (359 amino acids)
Source: RefSeq, a predicted model, not a curated record
CAUUGCUUCAGGGAUUCUUAUAUUCGUGGUAUCUUGUGGAGAAUCGUCACUUGAUCAACUGUCUCAUGCUUAGUGUCGCGAAGAUGAUGGGGACCUUUCAGUUGAGGGUUAUGAAUGUUUGUUACAUUUACUGUAUUACUAUCUUCCUCGAGAGUGUCGCUCUGGAAGGCCACAAGAAUCUCCUGGGGCUAAAGCAACUGCCGAUCACAACUCAUAAGACGUCUGUUCAUCUUCUCUCCAGAGAUUUCAACACAAAGACCAGUACAGAAGAUGCCACAACAGACAAAUUUUCCCAGGGGUCGUCUCGUCUUUUCCAUAUUAAUGAUACUCUUCAUCAGUGCUGCGUGAAAGGAAAACAUAUAAUACCGAUUGGGUUUGACUUCACGGGAAACCGGAAAUACGUAGAUAUUGGACGCUGUCGUCGCAGAUGCAGACACAAACUCCAUCAUCAUUUGCGUCACCGCAAAAACUUAACACAAGGAAAUCAUAUAAGUUUGGAUGACAUGAUUACUGAAACAGUAUUUCAGAAGUGUUCCUCCGCCGAUGUGUGUGAACCAUCAUCAAGAAAAAUGGAAAUCCACCAUUCACUGACAGGCCUACUAGAAGUGGUUGUUAUUGAAGACUGUCAAUGUAGCUCUAACCCUUCGAGCUGUCAACGUGUCUCCAGCAUGAUGACGUUUUUUCACGAGACACCUUUUGAGUCGACAGUUGACGUAGGAUCUUGUCAGGGGCAGUGUGGCGAUGGGAACAGUUGUAAACCUCUUCGGAAUAGAACAGUUAGCAUUAAUGGCCCUAAUGGAGCUUCAUGCGUCCCUGUGAUUGAAGAGUGCCAAUGUGCGCAGCCUUGCUACAGAAUGGAGUUUCUAGAGUUAUAUUACGAACACGUAUGGAAUGACACAAGAAAUAUGACCGAAGAAGGAGUAAAGGAAAUAGACGUGGGUCGCUGCAUUGGAGGAUGUAGCCAUCUAGAACAAGACCGAUUUCAUUGUGUGCUUAGAGAUGAAAAGAACCAAGAAAAGUGUCUUAUGUCUCUUCAGGAAGAAGAACCACUCUGUGCACCUGUACAAUUCAACACCCACGUGUUUACAACACGCACUGGUGCAGUGAAAUCAGUGCUCUCUAUAGAAGACUGUGCAUGUCAGUGAUGCAGAAGAGUCUCUUGAGAGUCAUGGACAAAAGAACGUCUUAUGAUCAGUAAAAACCUGUUCGCGUAACAGCAGAAAUUAUGCUGGAAAACAUAAGAUAUACUCUCUGCAAAGUCUGGAAUACUAGUAUCCUUUUCGAAAAGAUUCCUAUGUUUAUGUAGUAUGGUUUUGUUAAGGCAUCAAUUAAACGCUUUCUUCUAUAACAGUUUCUCUGCAGCAAGAAUCGUAAUACUUGAAGACUAAGUUUCAUAAUCUGCGUACACAUAUAGAAAUUGCUGACAGAUUUUGAAAGUUUGAUUGCUACUUAUCUUAGUCUCUAAGAAACGACUAAGUUUCAUAAUCUGCGUACACAUAUAGAAAUUGCUGACAGAUUUUAAAAGUUUGAUUGCUACUUAUCUUAGUCUCUAAGAACGACUAAGUUUCAUAAUCUGCGUACACAUAUAGAAAUUGCUGACAGAUUUUAAAAGUUUGAUUGCUACUUAUCUUAGUCUCUAAGAACGACUAAGUUUCAUAAUCUGCGUACACAUAUAGAAAUUGCUGACAGAUUUUAAAAGUUUGAUUGCUACUCACCUUGAUCUAUAAGAACAGAGAAUAUAUAUGAUAUAUUUUUAUACGAAUUACUUGCAGGUAAUCUACAUUUGUUCAUUUGAAAGCCUGGCAAAUUAAUAUCAUAAACGUUAUUGUGUUCGUCAUAGAAAUAAAAUACACGUUGCUUCUUUCUAGUUUAUGAAACGUUUAUUUCAUACAGUAGUCACAGAUAUGACGAUCUUUCACUAAAAAAAUUGUCAGGAGUUUUUAUUUUAGUCUAUUAAAUUUAAUGAAAC